Colletotrichum abscissum is the source of this 1917-nucleotide messenger RNA. Its product is annotated as calcium influx-promoting protein ehs1. Gene Ontology annotation, biological process: calcium ion import across plasma membrane. Gene Ontology annotation, molecular function: calcium channel activity. The record is from RefSeq and is a predicted model, not a curated record. The coding region runs from base 1 to 1917 and encodes 638 amino acids. NCBI's taxonomy places the organism in Eukaryota, Fungi, Ascomycota, Sordariomycetes, Glomerellales, Glomerellaceae. The transcript has 2 exons.
AUGCAGCUUAGCCCUCUGCAAUCGCGACUGGCGGCCUCGCUGAUUGCGUCGCUGCUGCUCAUCGUUCUCUAUUAUCUUCUGUCUACGCCCACUUUCGCCCUCGCUGCGGAAUUGAGCGGCGCUACACAGCCAAUCCUUGACGACGUCCAAGUCGACGACAGUCUCGAGCAAAGAAGCAGUCUCGAGCCAACGUACGAGCCCGAAUUCACUGCCUUCGACCGCAGUAUCAUUGGAAGAGCACCUGCCGGUGUUACGGGUCUAACGAACAAUGUCAAAGUCAACCGCAAUGUCCCGGGGAACUCGACCCAGAGUUUUGUCUUUGAAGCUAUCACCAUCUUCGCCAACUUCUUCGAUGGGACAGAUGAGGCGUUCAUGGUAGGACCUCGCGAAGGCAGCAAUGAAUCCAUCUCACCGGAGCUAGUCAGCAUCGAAGGCGUCAAGCCAGAGGAUGAAGAGCGUGGCCUACGCCGCAGGCAAGCUCAGGGAAGGACCGUGUACAUCUCAGCAACCACGUGUAUACAGCCACAGCGCGCGGCGAACAACACAAAGGAGGAUGCGCCACAAAUCACGAUGUAUAUCUCGACGUCUCAGGACAAUCAGACACCUGGACCAGGGCAGAACUCUACUCUACAGAAGGAGGUCGCCUUUGUAGAAGGCGCGGCAACCUUUAGCGUCAAUGCGACAGGUGACGUCUUCAUUGGAAUAGGCGCACCCUCAAAGGAUACCGACAAAUUCACGGGAGACUGGAACUUUGAUGUCGCGGCGUCGACGGACGAUUUCUUCCACAGUUUUGACGGAAAUCCUUCUGAGCUUCUCUGGGUCGACAGUGACUCUAGCGCUGCACUCCUGACGACGCAGAACUUAACGACCUCCCAAAAUGAGACUUUGAUUCAGGAGAUCAUGGGGUCCGGGCUCCCGUUCAUUAUGUUCGUCGAAAACCGAGAGCAGCCCACAACUAAAGGUGUUAGACGCUCAAUGUGUGGAUUGGAGAACUACGCUCAAAUCGCUGCGAAGAAGGGUGGCAAAUUUGGCAACCUCGCCAGCACUCUUAUGACGACGAGAGGCGCCGGGAACCUGCCCAAGCAGCAAUUUUUCUUCAACGGGCUCAACGCGAGUGCUCUUUACUCGGGCAUCUUAGUCCGCACAAGCAAUUCAUCCUCGUCGAGAAAACGUCAAGACGGCGCUCAGAGUGGCGGCGGCGGAAAGGUUUUCGAAGCGACGCCCUUCGAGACCAAAGAUGGGGAGAAUUGCAAAAUCGUCACCGACCUGCAAUUUUGCAAUGAGACGGAAUACGCUGUGCCCGCGAACUCCAACAAGAUGAAUAUCACUCAGCUUGCGCAGUUCUACGACAACUAUGCUCGGGAUAUGUAUGCCAACUUCCAGAAACAGCUUGCCCAGGUAGCCUGCGAAGCGCCAGCAGUACAGCAGUACUCCCUCGCGCGAAACUGCUCCGAUUGUGAGACGGCAUACAAGAAGUGGCUCUGCUCGGUGACGAUUCCGAGAUGCGAGGAUUUCACGAGUCCUACCAACUUCUCCUUAGUCAGGAACGUGAACCAGACAUUCCCGAACGGAACUCUUCUACCAGUCGCCCAGCAAGAGUUGUAUCCCAACAGAGUCAAUCAGCAUUCGAGAAACCCCCUCAUCGACGAGAUGGUUGAGCCAGGCCCGUACAGGGAGAUUCUCCCUUGCGCCUACCUUUGCUAUGACUUGGUACAAAGUUGCCCGGCGUCGCUUGGUUUCAACUGUCCUACGCCAGAUGAUGACAUAUUCAACUCGAGCUACGCAGAACAGGGCGAUGGUCUGACCUGCAACUACCCAGGCGCCGUGCACAAUCCAUCUGAGUCCUCAUUGCUAUCAGUUUCAUGGGGUCUACUAUCGGCUCUCAUUCUUGGUACACUCAGUGCAGCCAUACUCUAG